AUGGCGAAGGUAUCGGCCUACCAGCGGAAGCAUCCCGGUGUUCGCGAACUUGACAUCGCGCUUGAGAUCCUCGGUGUUGGGGUGUUUGCUAAUUCUACUAUCGCACUCAUGAAGAAAUGGCACCGGGCGUGUGACGUCCUGAAGCAUAUCGAGAAGACGUUGAAAUGGAUGAAGCAGCUAGAAGUUUCUCGCCUCGCCAAUCCGAGCUUUGCUGUUGAAGAAGACCCUGAGCUUCCGGAAAAGCUGAAAGCCAUUGGAAUUCUAUCUACCGAGGUACACUCAUUAUCUCUGUUAUUUUCCAUGGUUAUUUACUGA
Messenger RNA from Phytophthora sojae, 315 nucleotides. RefSeq lists its product as hypothetical. NCBI's taxonomy places the organism in Eukaryota, Oomycota, Peronosporomycetes, Peronosporales, Peronosporaceae. The coding region runs from base 1 to 315 and encodes 104 amino acids. The record is from RefSeq and is a predicted model, not a curated record. The transcript has a single exon.